Molecule: messenger RNA, 891 nt
Organism: Pestalotiopsis fici W106-1
Lineage: Eukaryota; Fungi; Ascomycota; Sordariomycetes; Amphisphaeriales; Sporocadaceae
Exons: 1
Coding region: 1-891 (296 amino acids)
Source: RefSeq, a predicted model, not a curated record
AUGGCCGAACCGAGCGAGCCCCAGCCAAAGACGUAUAGGUUGGUGUUCAAGGAAACCCUCGAGACGGUCCCGGCCGCCGUCGCGGAGCUGCUUGAAUCCUACUCCGGCAUCCCCCAGGGCCAACAAAUUGCGCACAUUAUUGAGUGCCGCAAUGAUGCCUACACAAAAUGUCCCUAUCCAUGCAUUGGCAACCUGCGUUUCCUGGACUUUGAUCUCUCCCUCCAUCCACUGUAUGCGGACCAAGUCCUGGGCCCCCUGAGGGAGCCGAGCCGAGAGGGCGAGGCAGAACCCCUUUUCUUGGAUCUGGGAACCUGCUUUGGGCAAGAUGUGAGGAAGCUCGUGUACGACGGCGCGCCCAUUGAGCGCGUGUGGGCGAGCGACAUUGAGCCUUACCUCAUCGACGCCGGCUUCAAAUUGUUCAACGACGACGGGAAACUGCCUCGGGACCACUUCCUGUGCCCGGGCGACCUGCUCUCGGCAGCUCCCGGCGACCGACUGCGUGUACUGGAUGACCAGGUGACCAUUCUCCACAUGACGGCCGUCUUCCAUCUCUUCUUGCUCCAAGACCAGAAGAAAAUAGUGGACCGCUGCCUACGAUUGUUGAGAAAGGAUACCGGCCGUCCCGUGCUGCUUCUGGGUAUGCAAAUGGGGAGUGUGGUGGCUGGGCCGUUCCUGCGCGAGAAUCACUCUGCCGAGUUUAGUCAUAAAUACCGGCACAACGUGGAGAGUUGGGCGAACUUGUGGUAUGAGGUGUGCGGCAGAGAUGAGUGGAAGGAUCGCAUUGCCAAGCUGGAAGUGACGUCUCGGUUACUCCAAAAUGGUUCAAAGCCGAGCUCUGGCGAUAUCAACGUGAGGAGACAUGAGUUUGAUGUUUGGGUUACCUUCAAAUAG